ACAGAAAGAGCUCCGCUCAGCUCGGAGUCUCGCUCUCAGCGCGUUAGAGCUGGAUCCCGCUGAGGGUGAACGGGGCUGUCAGAAGAGCCUCCUCACCUUCACCUCGGCACAGGACACAAAACUGUGGACUGCUUUAUUACAGCCGCUGUCAGGGACGAGGAGUUCGGCGAAAAGCAGUUGCUGGCGUCUAAAAAAAUGGAAAAGCACAAAGUGCUGGAGCGGCUGUUAGAGGAGCUGCAGCAUUUUCUGAAGCUUCUGGAUGGAGAGUACCUGAGCGGGAAUGCCACUGUGAAGAAGAACCUGCUCACUGACCUGCUGCAGUCUUACAAGUCCUCAAAUGGAGGAGAUGAAGAAUACAUCUAUAUGAACAAAGUCAUUGUCACUGGACAGAACCAGGACAAAACAGACAGAGACAACAGACCGGAAGCAGAGGCCAAUGGAAGAGCAGGAAAGCACAUCUCUGCCCCACAGAAGAGUCUUCCUGAGCUGCCUCCGCCCAGAACACCUAUAGUCACAAGGGAGCCCUUUCCUCUUCCACCAGCUCCAGCUUGUCUAGAUUCUCCCGAGGGUUACUAUGAAGAGGCUCAGCCCUAUGAUUCAACCAUCAACGGCUUUGGAUGUUUGGGUAUCAUCACAGGGGCCAGGAAUCGAGUAGAGAACUCUGACAGUGUGGUCUAUGCUGUGAUCAAUCAGGAUGAUGCUGAUGCAGUGAGCAGCUCUUAUGAGUCUUAUGAUGAGGAUGAGGUACCAAAGGGCCAACCAUCCACAGCACAGCACCAGUGGCCAUCCACAGAGGCAUCUAUCGAGCUGAUGAAGGAUGCUCGGAUCUGCGCUUUCCUCUGGAGGAAGAAGUGGCUGGGCCAGUGGGCCAAACAGCUGUGCGUCAUCCGAGAGAACCGUCUCCUGUGCUACAAAAGCUCAAAGGACCAGACUCCUCUGCUGGAUAUCAGUCUGGUGGGCUGCAGCGUCAUUUACAAAGAGAAACAGCCCAAAAGGAAAGAGCAUAAGCUGAAGAUCAUCCCUCAGAGCGGGGAGGCCAUCGUGCUGGGCCUCCAGAGCAAAGAGCAGGCUGAACAGUGGCUGAAGGUGAUCCAGGAAAUUAGUCCCAAAUCUGCAGAGGGCUCUGAUAUCUCUGAUUCCCCCAGACUCAUCUGUACUAAGGGUGAGCUUAACGAGAGAUACUCUGUGGCCUCAGAGAGCGGCAGCAGCACGGACAGCCAUGCUGAGAAUGUCGAGACUAGAGAUGUUAAAAAGAAAUAUGGUGCUGGCCUGAUGCUGAGUAAUCUGAUGAACAUUGGCAAAAAGAAGGUGUCCUCCUUGGAGAGCCCUGAGAAGUGUGUGGAAACAUCAGGCUAUCUGAAUGUAUUGGUAAACAGCCAGUGGCGAACGCGCUGGUGUCUGAUAAAGAACGGGCAGCUGUUGUUCUACCAGGACAAGGGAAAGUCUAAGCUGGCCCAGCAGCCAGUGCUUCUGGAAGGGUGUAUGGUCCUGCCAGACCCCAGCCCUGAACACCUUUACUCAUUUCGUAUACAGAUGGAUGGAGAGGAGCUUGCCAUCCUGGAGGCAAAGUCAUCUGCGGACAUGGGCCACUGGUUGGGAUUGUUACUCUCACAGACGGGGACCAAAACUGACCCAGAGGAACUCACCUAUGACUACGUAAACUCUGAAAGGAUAUCCAGUAUAGUCAAUGCAGCCAAGACCUCCAUGUACUUAAUGCAGAGGAGAUAUUCUGAGCCUAAUACUUACACAGACACCCUCCCAUCAAAUCCCCACGACGCUGACGACAUAUACGAUGAUGUGGCCUCCACAGAGAAUGAACAGGAGGAUGGUCAGGAGGGAAGCAGUGAGUUGUUGGUGAGCACAGAGCAGGAUGGAAAGGACAGAGUAUAUCUGGACCUAAUUCCUGUCCGCUCCUUCCUCCACACAAACUCGGGCAGAGUGUCCCCCCAGUCCGCCCAUUCUCCACAGAGAGAGCCCAGCCCCACCCCAGCUCCCACCGCUGAGCAACAGGACCCUGUGAAUGAGGAUGUGAAACCUGCAGAGUCCGAGUAUGAAACUUCAUUACCCACAACCACAGAGCACCUCAAUCCUCCACCAGUCACCCCCAGAUUGGAUCUAGACCAGAACACAUCCUCCAGUCCCAGUGCCCAGCCACAGAGCCAGCCACAGAACCAGCCACAGCACCAACAACACCCAGCACCACAGCCUCAGAGAAUCAGCCUCCCGAGUCAAGAUGGCCAGAAGAAGGUCACUCCCCACAGCCCCAGCUCUCCUCGAAGUCAAAUCCACAGUCAGCAGCACACACCUUCACACAUACCCCACAGCCCCCCAACCUCCAGAGGAAGGGCUGCAAGCACUGAUAGGUUCUUCGACAGACUGAAGCCUUCUGCAGCAGCAAGCUCGGGGUCAAUCGAAGUGAAACUAGGGAAGAACCGGACGGAGGCCGACGUGCGACGCUUCACAGAUGAGAGAGACCGGCUGGAGCGAGAGAGGGAAGAGGUCAAGAACACCCUGGCCACGCUGAGGAAGGAAAGACGGGAAGCGAAAGAGGAGCUGAGCUCCUGCCAAGACCCCUCUAAGCAGGCUUCUCUGGAAGCGUUUCUGAAGCAGAGGGAGGAGGCAUGUCGAGAAGCAGAGCGCCGGAGAGUGGAGGUGGAGCUCAGGCUGGUUGAAGUGAAGGAGAGCUUGCGGAAGGUGGAGGCUGGACCCUUUACUUUGGGCACCACAGUGGACAGCGGCCUACUGGAUACACAGCCCACUCCCAAGACAGUCCCUCCUGCCCAAACGACGCCUGUCAACAAUGGGGACUCUUCACCUGUGAACUCGGCCACAGCACUGAAGAACAGGCCUUUGUCUAUCAUGGCACCCAGCAAAGGAAACGUACUGCAGAAAGCCAAGGAGUGGGAAAAGAAAUCGACAACCUAAGCAUAGAAUUGGAAAUGGAGAAUGUUUAAAUGUGACAUGAAGACUCUCAACUAACACAGCCUCUGGUCAACUCAAGCUGUAUUGUCUGUUUGGGCCAGGGCUGAUGGCAGGAAAGGAGAGAAGGCACGCAUUCUUCACCCUGCAGUUUACGCCCCCUCAGUCAUCAUGCCACACCCCCUUUUUUUGCUUCUACUCCAAUGAGAGACUGCAAUGGUACUGCUUACUGCAAGCAGCUUAUCAAAGAUAAUGCUGUUGUCCCCUGCAUUUCUCCAACAAUGCCACUGGACACUGUUGAAACAAUCUAUUUAAUUCUUUUUUUAUAUGAAAAGGGAGAAAUUUAAAUACAUUUUUUAUAACAGACAUAAGCACAUUACAGAAAGGAGCAUUUUUAAAUACAUCUAAGAGAUGUUAGAAGAUGGGAGAACUUUGAGAGCCAUUAGUUUUUUCAUUGCAGCAAGCUACAAUGUGUCGCUCAUAUGGUUAACUAUUUGGUACAGUCUAGAUUGUAGCCUGGUUUAUGUAUGCUGGUAGGCUAGAUGUAAAUACAUAUUACAAAGCAGUUCAGUUUCAUUUGACAUUACUGUAUGCUAGCAAAAACAUGCACUUUUUAUUCAAAUAAAAAUCAGUACUGACAGAAAGGCUUUAUAUGUACCAACAUCUCUUAAUACUCUAUAAUCAAUAUCUCAAACUAAACAUCGCAGAUGAAAAGGAAAAUUUCUCAAUUUUUUUCCCAGUAGGUGGCACCAAAAACAAGCAUAAUUUGUAUAUACAACAUAACAUUCACAUGACAAGUUUACAAUUCUGAACCACAGUAGGUCAGUAGGUGGCACCAAAUGACAAGUAUGAUUUAUAUGUACAUUAUAAGGUAUCCAAAUUACUUUGGAAAAAAAGAGUAAUUUAAUAAUUUUACAAUUCAUAACCACAGUAGAUAUGUUUACAAAAUGUACUUAUGAACUGUUCCUCCAAUAGGUGGUGCCAAAUUAGUAUGAUUUGCAUGUACAACAUUAUAAGCAAUCUAAAUGACUGUUUAAAAAAAAGAGACAUUUAAUAAUUGCACAGUUCAUUAGCACAAUAUAUAAGCAUGUAAAAUAAAUAUUUAAAAUGCGCCUCCUGAAAGAGGCCUUAUGUAACAAAGGUUUUCUGAACAUCAAACAUUGACAUCACAAACCGUUCUGAAACUUUGUCAGUAGCCUAUAUAGCACUGUGCAAAAGCCAGAGACCACCCUUCAUUUUUUCAAUUUCAAGUCAAAACAGCCGUUAAGUACAGGUUAUUCAUUUUCAGGAAAUAUUUCUCAAGAAAUGAGAUGGUUAUUCAUUUCAUCUUCAUUCAUUAGACUUUUUCCAGAGCUCAAACAUCUAAUGUUGUGGGACUGUUUCUGAUCGAUUUUCAGCUUCAUGAAGAUCUGAUUUACUGGCCUUGGCACUCCACUCUUGCUUCAGAUCUGAAAAAAUCCACACGUGUUUCUGUCCAUCCUUCCACUGUGAGAAGACAACUCAAUACUAUGAGUCUGA
This is a messenger RNA of Colossoma macropomum (tambaqui), 4437 nucleotides long. It is a transcript of the gene afap1l2, whose product is annotated as actin filament associated protein 1-like 2. The transcript is spliced from 20 exons. Gene Ontology annotation, cellular component: cytosol. The coding region runs from base 196 to 2925 and encodes 909 amino acids. The record is from RefSeq and is a predicted model, not a curated record. Gene Ontology annotation, molecular function: SH3 domain binding; SH2 domain binding. Lineage: Eukaryota; Metazoa; Chordata; Actinopteri; Characiformes; Serrasalmidae. Gene Ontology annotation, biological process: positive regulation of interleukin-8 production; inflammatory response; regulation of interleukin-6 production.